Messenger RNA from Cygnus atratus (black swan), 1701 nucleotides. RefSeq names its product KLF transcription factor 8 (gene KLF8). The transcript has 5 exons. Lineage: Eukaryota; Metazoa; Chordata; Aves; Anseriformes; Anatidae. The record is from RefSeq and is a predicted model, not a curated record. Gene Ontology annotation, biological process: regulation of transcription by RNA polymerase II. Gene Ontology annotation, molecular function: RNA polymerase II cis-regulatory region sequence-specific DNA binding; DNA-binding transcription factor activity, RNA polymerase II-specific. The coding region runs from base 34 to 1068 and encodes 344 amino acids.
CGCCGCCCGGGGCCCGGGGCAGCGGCGGCGGCGAUGCGCUCCGAGGAGGCGCACGGCAAACGCUACCUCCAGGGCGCGGGGCAGGGGAAGGCGCCCCCCAAGAUGAGCUCGUCCUCGCUGCUGGCCGAGCCCCCCCUGGAGCCCCCGGUGCUGCUGGCCGACAUCAAGACGGAGCCGCCCGAGGAGCUGCUGGCCACCGACUGCGGGCAGCCGCAGGCCGAGCCCGUCGACCUCUCCCUCAACAAGGCCAAGGCCCCGCCGCCGCCGCCGCCCGCCGCGCAGCCCCCGGCGCCGCCGCCCCCGCCGCCCCCCGUGCACUCGUCGCCCCUGCUGGUGGCGCCCCCCGUCCCCGCCGCGCCCACCGUCUCCAUCGCCUCCCCGGCGCUGGGCUCGGCCGCCUCGGCCAUCCCGGCCGUGCUGUCGCCCGGCUCCAUCCUGGCGUCGUCGCAGGGCAGCGGCGGGCAGCAGAUCCUGCACGUCAUCCACACCAUCCCCUCGGUCAACCUGCCCAGCAAGAUGGGCAACCUGCAGACCAUCCCCGUGGUGGUGCAGUCCCUGCCCGUCGUCUACACCACCAUGCCGGCCGACGGCGUCACCGCCAUCACCGUGCCGCUCAUCGGGGGCGACGGCAAGAACACCGGCUCCGUGAAAAUCGACCCGGGCGCCAUGUUCCCCAUGGACAUGCCGAGCGACAGCGAGGACAGCGCCUCGGAGAGCGGCCCCGCGCCCUUCCAGGACCUGCAGCGCGAGCCUGCCACCCCGCGCCUGCCCCGCGCCGAGUCCCCCGACCUGAAGAAGCGGCGGAUCCACCAGUGCGACUUCGAGGGCUGCAACAAGGUGUACACCAAGAGCUCCCACCUCAAAGCCCACCGGCGGAUACACACGGGCGAGAAGCCCUACAAGUGCACCUGGGAGGGCUGCACCUGGAAGUUCGCCCGCUCCGACGAGCUGACCCGGCACUUCCGCAAGCACACGGGCAUCAAGCCCUUCCGCUGCUCGGACUGCGACCGCAGCUUCUCCCGCUCCGACCACCUGGCCCUGCACCGCCGGCGGCACAUCAUGAUGUGAGGAGCGCGGCGACCGGAGGCACGGCAGCCUCGCACCCCGGGGACUGCAGGGAGCGAGCCCCAGCACCAGCGUGGGACGGCCUCCGGAGCAUCCUCCUCUUCCUCUGGGCCUCUCCUCCCCGCCGGCAGCACCUGGAGGCUCCUCCUGGGCUCCUCUCGGCUCUCAGCAGCCUCCUGCCCAUCCCUCUGCGCUCGCCUUCCCCGUGGGCAGCAGCGUGGGGACGUGGUGAGGACCGAGGCGGGGAGGCCUCCGUGCCUCCGCUCUGCCUCCUUCCACCUGGGAAAGCCGCCGAGCCUCCUUCCCCGCCUCGCCCAGAGCCCCCCCCCGUGUGUUGCCUCUUCCCGCGCCCCCCCUUGGCUCACGCCGGGCUCCCCAGGACUUGCUGGGGGCCGGGAAGAAAAGAAAAAGCAAGCGGGGGGUACAAAAGGCAAAAAAAAAAAAAGGAGAGAAAAAAAAAAGCCCCAUCCCACAACUGAGACCGCCACCGCUGAAAAAAGGGAAACUUUGCGGAACGUGGAACUGUGAUUUUUGGAGUUCUAAGGGGGGUGGGAGGGGGUGGGGUGCCGGCUUGCAGUUUUUGGAGACUAUGGGACAGUCCAACCGUUUCUAACUUAAAAAGGCAUCAGCCUCCCU